This is a messenger RNA of Medicago truncatula (barrel medic), 2860 nucleotides long. Its product is annotated as ABC transporter F family member 4. Lineage: Eukaryota; Viridiplantae; Streptophyta; Magnoliopsida; Fabales; Fabaceae. Gene Ontology annotation, molecular function: ATP hydrolysis activity; ATP binding. The coding region runs from base 309 to 2456 and encodes 715 amino acids. The record is from RefSeq and is a predicted model, not a curated record. The transcript has 2 exons.
UAUUAUAUAUGUUCUUAAUAUGCAGUGGAUGCACCAAUUCAGCAAAUACAUAUGUUGGUCCAUUGAAUUUCCCUUAGUUUGUUGGUCCAUGUUGUGAUGGGAAUCAAUGGCAACUGAGAUCAUUAAGCUAACUUAUGUUGAAUGAUAAAAUCCAAUAUUAUUUGACAUUGAUUCUCAUCACAACUUGGUCCAGUCUACCUUGGAAUCUCAUUCUAGUAUUUUCCUUAUCCUUUCAAUAUCAGAAGUGAGUUAUGAGAAAAGUUGAACCAAACACAAGCAAAUACUACAAAUUUUGACAGUUUUCUACAAUGGGUAAGAAAAAGUCAGAGGAUGCAGGACCAUCUACAAAGACUAAACCAGGAAGCAAAGAUGUUUCUAAGAAGGAAAAAUUUUCUGUCUCUGCCAUGUUGGCAGGCAUGGAUGAAAAAGCUGACAAGCCUAAAAAGGCAUCCUCGAAUAAGGCGAAGCCAAAACCUGCUCCGAAAGCUUCUGCAUACACUGAUGACAUUGAUCUUCCUCCCUCUGAUGAUGAUGAGUCUGAAGAAGAGCUAGAGGAAAAGCAUAGGCCUGAUUUGAAGCCACUUGAGGUGUCUAUUGCUGAAAAAGAGUUGAAAAAGCGUGAAAAGAAAGAUAUUUUAGCUGCCCAUGUGGCUGAACAGGCAAAGAAAGAAGCUCUUCGGGAUGAUCGUGAUGCUUUCACCGUUGUCAUUGGAAGUCGGGCUUCAGUGCUUGAUGGAGACGAUGGUGCUGAUGCUAAUGUCAAAGAUAUAACAAUAGAAAAUUUUUCUGUGUCUGCUCGGGGUAAAGAACUUCUGAAGAAUACUUCUGUAAAGAUAUCUCAUGGAAAACGGUAUGGUUUGAUUGGGCCGAAUGGAAUGGGCAAGUCAACACUAUUGAAGCUUCUUGCUUGGAGGAAGAUACCGGUGCCUAAGAAUAUUGAUGUCCUUCUGGUUGAGCAGGAGGUAGUUGGCGAUGAUAAAACAGCGCUUGAAGCUGUUGUUUCAGCUAAUGUUGAACUUAUUAAAAUUCGACAAGAAGUUUCUUAUCUACAAAAUGCAGCUUCUGGUGAAGAAGGUGUGGAUAAAAAUGAUACUAACGAGGAAGAGGAUGCGGGAGAAAAGCUAGCAGAGCUGUAUGAACAAUUACAACUGAUGGGGUCUGAUGCUGCUGAAUCUCAAGCGUCAAAGAUUUUAGCUGGUCUGGGUUUUACAAAGGACAUGCAGGGCCGUCCUACAAAAUCCUUUAGUGGCGGCUGGAGGAUGAGAAUUUCUUUAGCUCGAGCACUUUUUGUGCAACCCACUCUAUUAUUGCUCGAUGAACCCACUAAUCAUCUUGACUUGCGGGCUGUUCUGUGGUUAGAGGAGUAUUUGUGUCGUUGGAAAAAAACUUUGGUGGUUGUAUCACACGAUAGAGAUUUUCUCAAUACAGUAUGCUCUGAGAUUAUUCAUCUGCAUGAUUUGAAACUUCAUUUCUAUCGUGGAAAUUUUGAUGCUUUUGAGAGUGGGUAUGAACAGCGUCGUAGAGAAGCGAAUAAGAAGUAUGAGACUUUUGACAAGCAAUUGAAAGCAGCUAGAAGAACCGGGAACAAGGCUCAACAAGAUAAGGUGAAGGACAGAGCUAAGUUUGCAGCAGCUAAGGAAUCGAAAAGCAAAAGCAAGGGAAAGGGAAAGGUUGAUGAGGAUGAGACCCAAGUAGAGGUACCACACAAGUGGAGGGACUACAGCGUGGAGUUCCACUUUCCCGAACCUACUGAACUCACACCUCCACUUCUGCAGCUUAUUGAAGUGAGCUUCAGUUACCCAAACCGAGAGGAUUUUAGACUCUCGGAUGUUGAUGUUGGCAUUGAUAUGGGGACUCGUGUUGCCAUUGUUGGGCCUAAUGGUGCUGGAAAAUCUACACUGCUGAAUCUUCUAGCUGGUGAUUUGGUUCCAAGUGAAGGUGAAGUUCGAAGAAGUCAGAAGUUGAGGAUAGGGAGAUAUUCCCAACAUUUUGUGGACCUACUAACAAUGGAUGAAACACCUGUUCAGUACCUUCUUCGUCUCCAUCCAGACCAGGAGGGGCUUAGUAAGCAAGAGGCUGUUCGUGCAAAACUUGGUAAAUAUGGGCUACCUAGUCAUAAUCAUCUUACCCCCAUUGUCAAACUAUCAGGAGGGCAGAAAGCACGGGUGGUAUUCACAUCGAUAUCCAUGUCAAGACCUCACAUUUUAUUGUUAGAUGAACCCACAAAUCAUUUGGAUAUGCAAAGUAUUGAUGCAUUGGCUGAUGCGCUGGAUGAAUUCACUGGUGGAGUUGUUCUUGUUAGUCAUGAUUCUAGAUUGAUAUCACGAGUCUGUGAUGAUGAAGAACGGAGUCAAAUAUGGGUUGUUGAAGAUGGCACUGUCAGAAAUUUCCCUGGAACAUUUGAGGAUUACAAGGAUGAUCUGCUGAAAGAGAUUAAAGCUGAAGUUGAUGAUUGAGCUUCUUCUUGUGAGAACAAUUUCCAAAUGUAUUUCUAUUAUUGUUAUACAAUUGUCCCGCCUGUAUUUUACUGCUGAUGAUUACUUGCCCACAGAUGCCAGAUUUUGCCUCUCUUCUCUCUGCCCUUCAUCUUCCACUGCACAACCAAGUGUGAUUAAUAUGUUGCGGGAAAUGUCAUCUAUGCUUUCUGUGAGACAUACAGUUUAAAAUUUAUCAAUAAUAUAUAGAAAUCUGUGGUUUAGCUUUUAUGACUAAAUUAACACUUGUAUUGUUUCAAAAAUUGUUGAUGUUGUUUCCAUUCAACAAAUCUGCCUCAUAAUUAUGUCUUUUGAUUCAAAUUUUGAAUUGCUAUAUACUUCCAUUUUGUAAUUUAUAUCUUCUAAUUUCAUAUCAAGUUGCUGUA